CAGGUUUGUUUGUUAUUGAAAAAAACUACCCAGUUCUAUCCACUUCAGCUAGAACACUUGAGCAUUAUAGGAAAACAGUCACACUUUACAGUAAAUGCAUCAUUUUUAGAGGUGCUUUUGUAGGAAAAUAAGACUGGCAAAAAGUAGAUAUAUAGCAACAUCAGAAGACUUUAAAGGUUGCUUGAAAUCCAAAAAUGGAUGCCACAGAGUUUCGGAAAAGAGGAAAAGAAAUGGUGGAUUACAUUGCAGAUUACAUUGAGAAGAUAGAGGAGCGACAGGUCUAUCCUGAUGUAGAGCCAGGUUACUUAAGAGCCCUCAUUCCAGAGUUUGCUCCUGAAAAACCUGAGAGAUUUGAAGACAUCCUUAAAGAUGUUGAAAGGAUAAUUAUGCCUGGGGUGACUCAUUGGCACAGUCCCUACUUCUUUGCCUAUUUUCCUACUGCCAACUCUUUCCCGGCUCUUUUGGCUGAUAUGUUAUCCGGGGGCAUAGGAUGCAUUGGAUUUUCAUGGGCUUCAAGCCCAGCUUGCACCGAAUUGGAAACAGUAAUGCUGGAUUGGCUAGGAAAAAUGAUCAAUUUGCCUCCACAAUUUCUGGCUGGGAAGGAUGGAGAAGGAGGUGGGGUAAUCCAGGGAACUGCCAGUGAAGCUACCUUGGUUGCCCUGCUGGCAGCUCGAACCAAAGCAAUCCAUCAUGUUCAGUUAGACAAUGAAAAUCUGACUCAGGGAGAAAUCAUUGGUCGACUGAUAGCUUAUACUUCUGAUCAAGCUCAUUCAUCAGUUGAAAAAGAUGUCUUGAUUGCGGGAGUGAAAAUUAAACAAGUUUCCACAGAUGACUCAUUUUCUGUACGUGGGUCAACUCUGAGAAAAGUUAUAGAUGCAGAUAAAGCUGCUGGUCUUAUCCCAUUCUUUUUGUGUGCAACUCUUGGAACUACAACAUGCUGCUCCUUUGACAAUCUGCUAGAAUUGGGUCCCAUUUGUAAUGAGGAAAAUAUUUGGAUGCAUAUUGAUGCAGCCUAUGCUGGGAGUGCUUUCAUCUGCCCUGAAUUUCGUUACCUUCUCAAUGGAGUAGAGUAUGCAGAUUCAUUCAACUUCAACCCUCAUAAGUGGCUCCUGGUCAACUUUGAUUGUUCUACAAUGUGGGUGAAGAAGAGAUCGGAUUUAACAUGUGCCUUUAAAAUAGAUCCUGUUUACUUGAAGCAUGAUCAUGAUGAAUCUGGAUGCAUUACAGAUUACAGGCACUGGCAGAUUCCUUUAGGUAGAAGAUUCCGUUCUUUGAAAAUGUGGUUUGUGUUCCGAAUGUAUGGUGUGAAUGGAUUACAAGAAUACAUCCGCAAGCAUGUUAGGAUAGCACAUGAAUUUAAGGACUUGGUGCUACAAGAUGAUCGAUUUGAAAUUUGUUCUGAUGUCAUACUGGGAUUAGUAUGCUUCCGAUUAAAGGGCAGCAAUGAACUUAAUGAAGUGCUUCUUAAAAACAUAAAUGAUGCCAGGAAGAUUCAUCUUGUUCCAUGUCAUCUGAGAGGAAAAUUUGUGCUGCGUUUUGCAAUUUGUGCCCGCACAGUGGAAUCCACCCAUAUCCAGUUUGCUUGGAAGCACAUCACAACAAUGGCAACUGUACUUCUGAAAACACAAAAACAGAGUACUGACUGAAAGACAAAAGGCUGGAUUCAACUCCAAAUAUAAAGGAUAGUAUGAAUUCUGUCUAGCCUGAUACUUGUUUGAUAUUACUAGGAACAUACAGUACUGUAAUUAGGUUGAGUAGGUUUAUAAGUAAAAGAGUAAUACUGGUAAUCUUCAUUUAAUGACCACUUGUUCAGUGACCACUUGAAUUUAUAACAGCAUGCACCGAAUGGUAGUUAUGAGUGAUCCUUAUUUUUAUGGCUGUCACAAUGUCUGUCCUAUGCUCAUGUGAUUGCUAUUUGCUACCUUCUUUGCCUGCUUCUAACAAUCAAAGUCCAUUAAGAAGCCGGCAGGAAGUUGCAAAUGAUGAGACAUAAUAUCCUUGCUUAACAAUCUGUAUUUAUUUUCAUAACAAGCAGAGCACCACAAAUACUGUUGCUAAUGGCACAGUUAUGUGGCAUCAAGCUUUAUGACAAUGCUAGUUAAUAAUAAAUUCUGGUUCCAAUUAUUGCUGUUAAGUGAGGAUUACUAAUAAUGUUUUUUUCUCAAUCAAACCAUGAAUCAUUUUGUCUAAUAUUUUCAUUUUAAAAGAGCAACCAAUAUUUUGCAUCUGAAAACUGCCAAAUACAGUGAGAGUUGUAUAUAUUGGGACAAUAAAUUGGGGGUGGAUGCAUGAAAAUGGCUAUAAUUCCUCAAUGGUUAAUGCAUACUUUUAUCAAACUCUGUGAAUUAAAGGUGCAAGUCUUUACUUUGCUCACAUCUUGAGUAUUUUAUUUCAGAUUCAGUGUGUGAUGUACAGAGGCCAAAUGCCAAAAACCUUAUUGUCUCAGUAUGUAUGAACCUGACUGUAAGCCCUGACAAUUAUGAUCUUCUCCUGUUUGACCCUAGCAUCUUUGAGGUUAUGGUUAUUGGCAGAAUAUAAAAGUGAAUCAAUCUGCCUGCAAUAAUUGUCUUUUUAGGCCAGUGAUGAUGCCUUGUGGCAGAUGAUACCAAAUCAUAAAGAUCAGAACUAUUAGAUAAAAGUUUGCUCAGCUAGAAGAUUCUGUUGUCACUUGUUGCAGUGCAGCAAAUUAAAAAAUGACAUUUGGAGGGAAGGUAGACAGGGUUAGUGCUUCUUUUCUAAUAACAACCACCUUAUCUCUGACAUUGCAAUUUUCAUCUCAGUUUUUGAAUAUUUUCAUUUUUUCAUUUUUCAUUUUUAGCAUUCCUUUCCCCCCCUUUUUUAGAAAAAAACUGGGGUUUUUAUUGCUAUAUCUUAACUUCAACCCGUGCUCUAGAGCAAUGGCAUCAAACUCAAAUAGAAUAUUGACUUAGAAAACCAGCACAUUUAUUUAUUUCUUUUUUUAUUAAUACAUCAACACAUUGUAAUCAGAUAGGAACUAAAUAUAACUAAUACAUAAAAAAGAAACACAUUAUUAUGAAUUUGACCCUUUGUUUUCAAUAUUUAUGGCUAUAUAUAUUUCUUCACCUCCUCACUCUGUGCUUCCUCCUGGCCUAUCACCAAAUUAUUGCACAAAUCACCUCCUCAUCUCUUAUUCUCACUUGCUAACUCCUUGCAACGUUGCCUCUAAUUUCAUGUGCAGAAAAUAUUGUUUUGUGCAGCUUUUUCCAAACCAGGUACACAUUUGUGCACCACUAUGCAAGAAUAUGAGUAAAUUGUAAAUAUAUGUAAUAGUGACAUGAUAAAGAAUUUACAUAUUUCUUAAAGUAUAAAAACUAGAAUAUUAUAUCACAUAUUUGCUUGAAAACAAUCCCUUCAAAUCAUUUUGGAUACCUGAAAACUGCCCCAUUUUUUAGAAGCGACAUGACAUUUUUUUCUUCCUAAAAGUAAGAAAGUAAGAGAGGUGACAGACCCAAGGUCAUCUAACUGGCUUCAUGCCCUGGGCAGGAUUAGAACUCUUGGUGUCUUGGUGUUUAAUGUGACAAAUUAACUACAAUAUAGUAUUACACAAAACUGGGUCCAUAUAUAGAGACUUACAGUUUAUAAUACAAUCAAUUCUCUUUUUUCUUGGAAUGUGAUAUUGUAAUGAAAGAAUUUUUUUUUAAAAAAGUAAAAGCAUACCCAAAGCA
Crotalus tigris (Tiger rattlesnake) is the source of this 3686-nucleotide messenger RNA. RefSeq names its product dopa decarboxylase (gene DDC). Gene Ontology annotation, molecular function: pyridoxal phosphate binding; aromatic-L-amino-acid decarboxylase activity. The transcript has 15 exons. Gene Ontology annotation, biological process: amino acid metabolic process; catecholamine metabolic process; serotonin biosynthetic process. NCBI's taxonomy places the organism in Eukaryota, Metazoa, Chordata, Lepidosauria, Squamata, Viperidae. The coding region runs from base 195 to 1646 and encodes 483 amino acids. The record is from RefSeq and is a predicted model, not a curated record.